Messenger RNA from Erpetoichthys calabaricus (reedfish), 1723 nucleotides. It is a transcript of the gene rexo4, whose product is annotated as REX4 homolog, 3'-5' exonuclease. Gene Ontology annotation, cellular component: nucleus. Gene Ontology annotation, molecular function: nucleic acid binding; 3'-5' exonuclease activity. The record is from RefSeq and is a predicted model, not a curated record. Bases 173 to 1393 code for a protein of 406 amino acids. NCBI's taxonomy places the organism in Eukaryota, Metazoa, Chordata, Cladistia, Polypteriformes, Polypteridae. Gene Ontology annotation, biological process: rRNA processing; DNA catabolic process. The transcript has 9 exons.
CACAAACACACCAGUACCUUUUUCGCUCGGGCAAAUUGAAGGGACGCGAUGUUUCCGAGGGGAGCGCUAAACGUGACAGACUUCCUGUUGUUGAAUUUCAACAACCGCGGCGUGGUUUGCGUGCUGAUAGAAGAGUUGUAAGCAAUAUUGUCAUGGAAUGUAGGUGACUGUUAUGAAAAUGGGGAAAACACAGUUAAAAAAUCCUUUGAAGAAAUCUGGCAAACUGGUCCCCAAACAGAAGAAAAAGCACAAACUGAAGAAAAAGAAGUUCUGGAGGAGUCCAAAUACUUGUGUUACUACAAAUGCAGAGCAGCCAAGCGCCUCUUCAUAUCUACCACCACCAAAGGACCCAGCACAAUUUUCAGCCAACUGGAAGUCACUAGAACAGGUUUUAAAUAAGAAGAAGGAUUUGGCACCUGUUCAGGGAAAUCAACCAACAUUUAAAAAGAAAUUUAAGAAGGAACCACAAAUCUUGCAUGAAGAGAAAGAAACUUCAGCAAAAUGCCAAACUCAGACAGACUGCAAGCAUUUGCCAGAAAAAACAUAUUUGCAGACAUUAACAACAGGGAAUUAUAAAAGUGGACAUACGCAUGUGAAAAAUGGACAAAAGACUGAAAAAGAUCACCGUGAAACGGGAAGAAAUGCGCAGUCAGGAGACUGCAAGCCCAGAGAAGAUGAUAUCUGGUUUGAUGAUGUGAACCCAGAUGAUAUUGAAAUAGCUAUUGGUCCAGAAGCUGCUGAAAUUGCAAGGAAGAAGUAUGGAGUGCAGAAAGUCGUAUCACAAGAGGUCGAAAAAGUGUUAGUAAAAGACCGGGCAUUUGAAGGCUUAACUAAAAUUGUUGCAAUGGAUUGUGAAAUGGUAGGAGUGGGACCUUCUGGAGAAGACAGCAUUGUUGCUCGGGUGUCAAUAGUGAAUCACUUUGGGAAGUGUAUUUAUGAUAAAUAUGUAAAGAGUACAGAGAAAGUAACAGACUUCCGUACUGCUGUGAGUGGAGUAAGACCAGAACAUUUAAGAAAAGGUGAAGAUUUUAAGAUUGUUCAAAAAGAGGUGUCUGAUAUAUUGAAGGGAAGAAUUCUGGUUGGCCAUGCCAUCUCCAAUGAUCUUAAGAUUUUGUUUUUGGACCAUCCUAAGAAAAAUAUUCGAGACACGCAGAAGUACAAACCUUUCAAACAGCAAGUAAAGAGUGGACGUCCUUCUCUUAAACUGCUCUGUCAGAAAAUUCUGAAUGUUAAAGUACAAGAAUCUGAACACAGUUCUGUACAGGAUGCCCAGGCAGCAAUGAGACUUUAUACAAUGGUGAGAAAACAAUGGGAAGCAGCAAUUAGGGAAAGAUUUAAAGUCAAGAAGUUGGAGAAGAGAAAAGUCAAAGAUGAUCAGCUUAUUGAGGCCUGACAGAUGUGGUGGUCACUUCUGUAUUUACAGGACAAGUUGCCUAUUCCACCCCUCCUUGUGAAUUAUAUCUUGUGUUUCUUAUCAAUCAGUUUGCCUUGGACUGCUGUCAUCUUUUGACUAGAAAAACUGGUAGGUGUGGCAUUCCCAGUUUUCUAUGCUAUGUUCUCCUUAGUUAUCUUGGAUGGGAAAUUAAUAUAUCAAAGAGACAGUUAAGGAGGUGUAAUUGUCAUUUUUGGUUCUUUUAAGGAAUUCCAGUUUGUAAAAAAGUAGCGUUAAGCCAAUUCCAUACUACUUUGUACAAUUUUAAUUAAAUUUAUAUUUGUGAAAAAA